GACCUGAGGCUGCCAGGACCGGGGCCAGGGCCGGUCAGGUGCACCCUGAGGAAGCACAAGCCGAAUCGCAAGCCGAGGACGCCGUUCACCACGCAGCAGCUGCUCUCCCUGGAGAAAAAGUUUCGCGAAAAGCAGUACCUAACGAUCGCCGAACGGGCGGAAUUCUCGUCGUCCCUUCACCUCACGGAAACGCAGGUGAAAAUCUGGUUUCAAAAUAGACGAGCGAAGGCGAAGCGGCUGCAGGAAGCGGAGAUCGAGAAGCUGAGGCUUUCGGCGAGGCCGUUGUUACACCCGAGUUUCGGCUCUGGCCUGAUGUUCUCCGGAGUGGGGCCUCCCGGAACACCAGGAGUGCCUCCCUUCAUCGCGGCGGCCAUGGCUAGGCACACCCAUGUCGCGGCCGCGGCAGCCAUGUUCAUGGGGCCCCCUGGACACAGGCCU
Heterotrigona itama is the source of this 438-nucleotide messenger RNA. NCBI's taxonomy places the organism in Eukaryota, Metazoa, Arthropoda, Insecta, Hymenoptera, Apidae. The record is from the annotation of a GenBank genome assembly.